Python bivittatus (Burmese python) is the source of this 1020-nucleotide messenger RNA. The record is from RefSeq and is a predicted model, not a curated record. NCBI's taxonomy places the organism in Eukaryota, Metazoa, Chordata, Lepidosauria, Squamata, Pythonidae.
AUGGAUGGCACUACCUCCUCCACCAUCAGAGUGGCCACCGACACAGAGAGCGGCAGCCCACUCAGAAGCAACCCCAAUAUUUCUUCCAACAACACAUGGGGCGAGGCCUUCACUGCCAGCUCUUUAGAGGACAUUGUAGCCACCUGCACCAUUGGGACCAUCCUCUCUCUUAUGUGCAUAAUUGGGGUGACAGGCAAUGUCUACACCUUGGUGGUGAUGUGCCACUACUUGAGGUACUCUGCCUCCAUGUACAUCUACAUCAUCAACUUGGCCCUGGCAGACCUGCUCUACCUUCUCACCAUCCCUUUCAUUGUGGGCACUUACUUCAUCCAGGAAUGGUCCUUUGGAGAUACAGGCUGCCGGAUCCUUUUCAGCUUGAAUUUCCUCACCAUGCACGCUAGCAUUUUCACCUUGAUGGUGAUGAGCACAGAGAGAUACUUGGCGGUGCUGAAGCCUUUGGACACCGUGAAGAGGUCCAAGAGUUAUCAGAAAGCAAUUGCCCUCAUUAUCUGGGUUGCCUCUCUGCUUCUCACCCUGCCCAUGCUGAUCAUGAUCCAGCUGGUGCAAGGGGAAAAGAAUAUCUGCCUCCCCACCUGGAGCAAACUGUCCUACAAGAUCUACAUCACCGUGCUCUUCUGCACCAGCAUUGUUGGCCCUGGUGUCGUCAUCGGCUAUCUCUACGUUAGGCUGGCACGAACCUACUGGGUGUCCCAGACAACCUCGAACAUCAACUACCUGACCACCUGCCUGACCUAUAGCAACAGUUGCAUCAACCCUUUCCUCUACACCUUGCUGACCAAGAACUACAAAGAAUAUCUGAGGAACAGGCAGCGCUCCUUUCACAGCAGCGGCAGCAGCCGCAGCUACUUCCAUAGAAGGAACAGGUUUCAGAGGAUUUCUGGCAGAUCUUUGUCAACAAACAUCUCCAGUGCUACAGAGAGACCAUUUUACUCCCUCCCACCCAUGGGGCAAGCUACAGUCCUUGAAAGAAGAAGCACACUAAGUCUAAGUGUUGACUGA